This is a messenger RNA of Ictalurus punctatus (channel catfish), 544 nucleotides long. RefSeq names its product transmembrane protein 14Cb (gene tmem14cb). The coding region runs from base 190 to 516 and encodes 108 amino acids. The record is from RefSeq and is a predicted model, not a curated record. The transcript is spliced from 4 exons. Gene Ontology annotation, cellular component: mitochondrial membrane. Gene Ontology annotation, biological process: regulation of heme biosynthetic process. NCBI's taxonomy places the organism in Eukaryota, Metazoa, Chordata, Actinopteri, Siluriformes, Ictaluridae.
AAUGGAGUACUGCCUGAGUACUAGUUCAUCCGGGUACUUUUGGCAUUUACUUCACGAGUAGUAAAUCGCCUUGUCGCUGUGUUUAAGGUGUAAUUUAGUUCCGGUAGGAUGCUCUAUUGUGUAGUUUCUAGCUUCUAGCUUAAAGACUGCUGUUUAGUUUGUUUUCAUUCAGAUUUUUAGCACUUAGGCAUGGCUGUAGAUUGGCUCGGGUAUGCUUUCGCUGCACUGACAGCAACAGGAGGCAUCGUUGGUUAUAUAAAAGCAGGCAGUUUCAUGUCACUGGUAGGUGGACUAGUCUUUGGGUGUUUGGCAGCACUCGGCUCUUUCCAGGUGUCUCAGAAUCCGAAAAACAUCUUGCUUUCAUUUGGGACGUACGGAACGCUGGCAGUCCUGAUGGGAGUGAGAUUUCUGAGCUCAUGGAAAAUAAUGCCAGCUGGGUUGUUAACAGGAGCAAGUUUAUUCAUGCUUUUGAGAUUAGGACUGGGAUUGCUGUGGCCACGCAAGAAACACUCAUGAACACGUUGGGAAGGGAAAACAACAAAAA